This is a messenger RNA of Annulohypoxylon maeteangense, 1797 nucleotides long. RefSeq names its product homoserine O-acetyltransferase. Bases 265 to 1608 code for a protein of 447 amino acids. The transcript is spliced from 3 exons. NCBI's taxonomy places the organism in Eukaryota, Fungi, Ascomycota, Sordariomycetes, Xylariales, Hypoxylaceae. The record is from RefSeq and is a predicted model, not a curated record. Gene Ontology annotation, molecular function: homoserine O-acetyltransferase activity. Gene Ontology annotation, biological process: L-homoserine metabolic process.
AAUCUGGAGUUUCCAUUGCGACGGUGUUUGUGUGGGGUGAGUAACACAUGUAUCUGGCUCGCCAGAUAGUCGGGACUCUUGUUAUGACCGGCAAUGUGCGAAACCGAGCUAUAUACAACCAUGAUAUGAAAUCAUACAUACAUACUUAGGUAGCUAUCUAGAUAGCUCUAAGAUAGCUUCUCCCUUCGCUCAAACUUGCCAGUCUUAUCUUCGCAAUUCAGCCUAUUUCGCCAAAUUACAAACAAACAUCCACAUCAUUACGAUAUGGCUACUCUUCUAGAUCACAACCCAAACCCUGACAAUUACUACGCAACUCUCAUUCAGGGGCAGAAAUUCGCGGUCAUACCAGAGCUUGUCCUCGACUCAGGCGAGGUACUAGAAUCUUGCCCAAUAGCCUACAAGACAUGGGGACGACUCAAUGAAGCUCGCGAUAAUGUUUUGGUAAUCUGCCACGCUCUUACAGGCAGCAGCGAUAUCAGCGAUUGGUGGAGUCCGCUUCUUGGUCGCGGCAAGGCGUUCGACCCAGCGCAUUUCUUCAUUUUCUGCGCCAACGUCCUCGGGUCACCUUACGGAAGCGCAUCCCCUCUUACCGUUGAUCCGCGGACGGGAAGACAAUACGCCAGCGAAUUUCCACAAACAACAGUUCGUGACGAUGUACGAGCACACAAGCACGUCCUCGAUGCCUUAGGCGUCCGAUCCGUGGCCGCCGUAAUCGGAGGUUCGAUGGGCGGGAUGACGACCCUCGAGUGGCCCCUAUGCACAGCUCCCGGAUUUGUCAGAAGCAUCCUGCCAAUCGCAACCGCAGCCGACCAUAGCGCCUGGGGCAUAUCCUGGGCGGAGGCGCAGCGUCAGUGCAUCUACUCGGACCCCAGGUUCGACGACGGCUACUAUACGCCGCGUCCCGAGGGACAGCCGUCGGCCGGGCUGGCCGCCGCGCGCAUGGUGGCCAUGCUCACGUACCGCUCGUGCAUGAGCUUCGACGAGCGCUUCGGUCGCAAGCCGCCGCGCCAGCAACAGCAAAAACCGAGAGCCGUAACGGAACCGCCUCUCGACCUCCCUCGCACCGAAGUCCCUACGGCUGACACCGUGCCCGGCGACGCUAGAGAGCAUCGCAAGGGCUGGGCCGCGAGGCGCGACCCUUCGUUUUCCGCUCAGGGGUACCUACAUUACCAGGGGCAGAAGUUCAUCCAGCGCUUCGACGCGAACUGCUACCUGCAUAUCACGAACAAGAUGGACGCCCACGACGUCACGCUCGGGAGAACCCCGACACCGGUCUCCAACCACGACGACACCGCGCUGCGCGAGGUCCUGGCUGCGGUUCCCGCGGGCGCUUUGGUCGUUAGCGUUGAGACGGACGCGCUGUUCCUCCCCGAGCAGCAGGAGCGGUUGGCGAACUGUCUUCCGGAAGCUACGCUCGCGAUGUUACGGUCAUCAGAUGGCCACGACGGGUUCCUGCUCGAGUUCGAGCAGCUUACGACGUUGAUCGUGGGGAAGCUGAGGAAGGAUUUCCCGCAGUAUUACAGCAGCGCGGCUUUCGACGAUUCCGUCGACGAGCAUACCGCGCAGCCCGGAGGGGCUAGUCUCACGGGCGAGGUGGAGGCGUGGUGAUUGCCAAGGGAGGGAGAGGUAUCAUGAGGCAUGUUUUCUAAACCGAUUUGUAUACCCAAGCGCUUUUCAUUUACUGGUUUCGGGGGGAGUUUUGAGGGAUCGGGGUUGUUUUAGUGCCAAUAUUCUAUGUAGGUUUGGUUAUUAUUGAAUAAUCUAUCAAUCAAUCUACCACAGGAACAAUGUCACGGU